GAAACAACCGAGUAUUACAGUACUGUGGCUAAUAUUAAAGUGGCCUCGUGACUCUAUUAAACUGCAGUUCCUGAGGGGCGAUGGGGGUGUACGUGCUAUCUGACUGUCACUAGCAAAACCACAACAUUGUAUCCCGAUGCGAUUACAGUUUGCAUUGCACAAGCCGGGACAAGCGGAACUAACUAAUAAGCAGCAGGUCUUGACACUAGGAGCAAGUUGAUCGAUGUACUUAAAUAACAGCAACAAGCGGCAGCUCCUCGGCGUCAACGUAAAAACAUGGACGACUACCAAAAUUGGAUGGCUGGCUUGGACGUAGACAACGAUCUUCCCCAUUUUGUUAAUCUUGGAGAUGGAAAUGAGGAAGCAUUCGAUAAAGAUGUCACCUCAGAGGGGACACCCAAAGCCACACUGCAUGGACGAAAGAAAGUCUUAGCGCCGUACGUUACCGACCUUGUUAAUCUUCGCCAUUUCCUGCAGGAAUCCGAACAUUCUCUGCAGAGCGCCGAGAGUUUACCGAUGCUGUCUGGCCUUCUUGGAUCCCGUUAUUCGCAUGGAGUAUCAUUGCCUACAGCAGGGGAAAAUUUGCCUGUGAACUCCAGUGAAAGUACUACUAAGUUUAAUCCAAAUCUUCCGCGAAAUCAAUCUUGCAGCAGGUUGGAUGCCAGAGACCAAGUGAAAAUGCACUUGCUCGGUCUUGGAGACGCUUUAUUGGAAAACAAGGCUUUCUUGGAUAAGAUGCGUGAACUGCGGAACCGCAUUAAAAAAUCUGCCCCGAAAUAUUUUGGAAAACCUCCGAAUUUGCAGGAAUGUAAGCAUCGGGCACCGAACCUGACCACGCUCCAAUUUCGCUCGUUGGAGCAUAGUUACGCAACGAUGAAUGGGAGCAACUUGAGUCUGCAUUGCCGAUCCAUGUAUUCAGCUCCUUAUGUGCGCGAUACGAUGGUUAAGAGGUUGGGAACACGGCGGAAGACGAAUCAGCCAGUGUCGGAUAUUGUUCUUACGGUGCACAUACAUCGCGGAAAACCAUCAAACCAUAAUAACCAAGUGCCAAUAGCGAAAUUUUUAGUUUUGUACUGUCUUGGCGCACAUACACUGGAGGACUUGGCUAACCUGAUUCAGUGUCCUUUUGAUUCCACCGUGGCAAAAGAAAGCGCUGAAAAUAACGGCAAAUUUUUUACGGACGAGAGCUGGAAAACCGAAAGACUGUUCUGUAUCGAGCACACACUUUUCACAGAUGCCCUUGACUUAGAAUCUUCCAGAGCAAGACAUUAUCAGGAAUGGUGUGAAGCUACCAGUUUUUCGAAGGAGGAGAUGGUAAUCGAACCGCUGAAAUCUCGUUGUUUGCUGGACAUUCCUGUGCGCCUAGGCUAUCCCUAUUUGUACAAACACGGCCUAGCUGGAUGUGAGCAUUCGAUUGUUUUCUCGGACGCGCGACUGUUUGAUGAGGAGGAUGUGGAACCUGGAAAUUUUCCACGGGUGAUUAUGAAGAACACAUUCCGCCUUCCGGCUUGUUUGAUUUGCCGUAGAGGAAAGGAUAAGCUAAGAAUAAUCUGCGGACCUAUAACCCUACACCUGGGCCCUGCUGAUUGCAGCUUUGAUUUAGAGUAUAUUGCCCGGUUUUCGAACAUUUUUCUGGUUUCGCUUAAGAAGGAUUUAACAGAGAUAUGUCAGAACGUCGUUGUGCAUUUCAGAUUUCAUAUCAGUAAAUCUGAACGGUUUCCGGCAGCAAUAGCAUACGUUUGCGAAACAUGUAAUCAGUUGUUUAAUUACGACAACAACAAUCAGCAAUGGGAACCGCAGGCUGUGAUAACUGACUGUAGCUCAAGUCAGGGGAAUUCAAAUGAAAACGCCCUGGACGGUGAUAUGGAUGAUGAUGAUAAUGGGGACGAGUAUGAUUACGAUGAUUAGAAAAUGAUCUGCGAUUCGCUAUUCUCCCUUUAACCGGGCUUUUUGCACCGACUGGAUCUCGUUAUUGGGCAACGGAGCCCCGAAAUAAAUCAUUUCUUUGUUUUUAGUUCUUAUGGCCAUUGUUGUUUGUGGUUUCUUAUGGCAUUUGUUAAUUGUUUUUGGUACUAUGCAGAAUGUUAGCUGUAUGUCUGCGUGGAAUCAGGAUUUUGUAAAAGUAACUGGUAAAAGAAUUUACCUGUUCCAGUUCGUGACCCCUGAAUGUGCGGCAAGAAAUGAACCAGAUGCAAAAUUCGUAAA
Molecule: messenger RNA, 2205 nt
Organism: Paramacrobiotus metropolitanus
Lineage: Eukaryota; Metazoa; Tardigrada; Eutardigrada; Parachela; Macrobiotidae
Exons: 9
Coding region: 277-1908 (543 amino acids)
Biological process (GO): snRNA transcription by RNA polymerase III; snRNA transcription by RNA polymerase II
Cellular component (GO): snRNA-activating protein complex
Molecular function (GO): RNA polymerase II cis-regulatory region sequence-specific DNA binding; RNA polymerase III type 3 promoter sequence-specific DNA binding; bent DNA binding
Source: RefSeq, a predicted model, not a curated record